Molecule: messenger RNA, 2193 nt
Organism: Xyrauchen texanus (razorback sucker)
Lineage: Eukaryota; Metazoa; Chordata; Actinopteri; Cypriniformes; Catostomidae
Product: transcription factor Sox-19a
Exons: 2
Coding region: 278-1180 (300 amino acids)
Biological process (GO): anatomical structure morphogenesis; regulation of DNA-templated transcription; cell differentiation
Molecular function (GO): DNA-binding transcription factor activity, RNA polymerase II-specific; RNA polymerase II cis-regulatory region sequence-specific DNA binding
Source: RefSeq, a predicted model, not a curated record
GCACUGAAAGAGUUGCAGGCAAGACGCAUAUUUCUAGCUCGGACCUGUUUUCAUUUUCAAGCAAACUAACGUCGUAUCAGACAGAACCUUAGAUCUACAAACAGUCUUGGUUAUAGUUAGUGUAAGUUUCUCUAUCUUCUUUUGUGUCCAUGUAACAGGCGCGUAAAGAAGAAAAUAAUUCGUUCGGCGCACACUGAAAAGUGAGUGGAUUUGAUUUUAAGUCACUCAAUAGUUUACGGUGAUACUUUAGUGUCACCCAUUUGCUCUGUGGGCAGCUAUGUACAGCAUGCUGGAACACGACAUGAAGGCUUCGGUGCCACAGACGCACCAGAGCGCGCAGGGAAUAACCCAUCUGAACGGCGGAGUAACUCACGGCGUGACGCACGGAGCCACCAAACCGGCUGUCAACAACCAGCAACAGAGUAGCGAUCCUAUGGACAAAGUUAAGAGGCCCAUGAACGCCUUUAUGGUCUGGUCUCGGGGUCAGAGGCGCAAGAUGGCGCAGGAGAACCCCAAAAUGCACAACUCAGAGAUCAGUAAGCGCCUGGGCGCGGAAUGGAAGCUGUUGACUGACGCGGAGAAACGGCCGUUUAUUGACGAGGCCAAGAGACUUCGUGCCCUGCACAUGAAGGAGUACCCCGAUUACAAAUACAAGCCCCGUCGUAAGACGAAACCGGCGAUGAAGAAGGACAACCCUGCUGCCAAGUAUCCUCUAUCAGCCGGCAACUUGCUAGCGGCAGCCGCUGCUCAAGGCUCGGGGGGAAGCCCGAGGAUGGACAGCUACGGCUGGGGUCACGCAGGUGGCUAUGCUGGCAUGCAGACUGAUGCUCUGGGCUACAGUCAGCAGCUGGCCCGCUAUGAUCUGUCUGCCUUGCAGUAUCCAUCUGCCAUGGCCACGGCGCAAACUUAUAUGAAUGGCGCAAACUCCUACAACCCUAUGUCCUACAGCAGCACUCCACAGCAGCCCAGCCCAGUCAUAUCCAUGGUAAAACCAGACCAAGUUUCCCACUCUCCCACUGGAGCCCACAGCCACCCGCGAGGUCCUUUACAAGGAGACUUGAGGGACAUGAUUAGCAUGUAUAUCCCUGGUGGAGACACCUCAGACAGUGGAGCACAGAGAGGCUACUCUAACAUCCAACAGCAUUACCUCACUGGUACAGCACCUCUCACUCACAUCUGAUGAGGGAAGUGUCAUUACCUUCCCGUAUCAAGUCUGGAGGCUUGUAGUGGGCUAACAUGAUUUGAUGUGCCAAUGUAGAUGCAUGAACUUGAUAUGUAAAAAGAACGAGGGUGUGUGGUCACAUUGCUAAACUGAAAACCCAAGGCAGCUGGACAUUCGGCCUUGUUGAAGUGCCUCAGAAUAUUGUGUGGAAUGUGUGUCACUCUUAUGUCAUAUAUUUUCUACUGUCCUUGUCAUUGUUUUCUGCAUUUUUAGAUAAUUAUGUCACAGAUACCACAUGCCUGGUGCACUGGUCUUGGAAUUGCUUAUAGUUGAGUGCAACAUGCCACACUUUUUUCUGUAAUUGAUUGGUCUGUGGGUUUAAGCCAACCAGCUGACUGGUUGAUGUCUGCUUAUUUGCAUAGUCGAGACCUUUUGCCAGCUAGUUUAAUAUCUCACUGAUUACUGACUUCAAAGGCAUAACUGAAAACACUAAAUAAUGAAAGAAGGGAACAAACCAAGCACACAUUCCCUGAGUCGCUGCUUGUCCUGAUUAUCAAAACACCUAAAAAAUUAAUCUCCCAAUUUUGACUUUUUAGCUUUCACAAAGAUUGUGCUGCUAUUCAUUGAUUAGGUAAUGAAAAAAUUUACAACGCACAAUGGUUUAGACAUUUUUGUUUGAUUUCCAAUGUUAGUAUAGAUACAUUUAUGCCUGGAGCGUCAACACAUUUUUGUUGCAUUAAAAAGUGAACAUGAACAUAGAGAUCCUGCUUAGAGGGAUUUGACUGUAUUUUCUAUUAAAAAGAACCAUUAAUUCUCAUCUCCUUUGAGAAAUAGAACAUUGUGAAUAAAACAGUUUCUGUAAAAAGAGGAAAAGUCAAAUUUUUUUUGAAUAAUGUUCAUCCAAGAGAGAGAAAAACCUUUAUGAGCUUGUUAUAAGACUGUUUGACUAAGAAUGUAUUGUUGUGAAAUGUUUCUUUUUACUUUAAAGCCCUUACAGUAAGGGUUAAUAAUCUUGUAUGUGACUUGACAAC